AUGGCCCUGGUUCAACAGUAUACCGUGAACGAUUCUACGGUUUUCGUAUCCUAUCCAAAUCCUUCUGAACUAACCUUUCAACAAAACAUGGCUCAUUUAAUAAACGCCAAAAGAAACAAUCCUCGUCUGGACUCGGCUAUAUGUAUGCCUUCGGCUAAAAAGUCGACUGCCGUAUAUGAUACUUCAAAGGUAAUGAAGAAUGAGAGUAUGGAGCGUUGGGUUGAUGAUUUGCUAAAAGAAUUGGACAAUAUCAUGACGAUAAAUUUGAACAUCGAUCCCAAUCAAAAUAAUAGCCAGAGGGUUAAAGAGUUGAUCAAACAAAUAGAUGAACGUUUAGAUAAUAAUUUUAACGACAUUGAUGGCAUUCGUGAGUUUGUCCAAGAAAAGAAAGUUGAUUGCGAAUUGUUACUCAAAAGCGAAUCCAGCGAUGAUGAUUCGACUCUUGAAGUAUCAUCAGAAGAUAUCGAUAAUGAAAGCACUGCUUCUGUUGAAAAGUUUGAAAAAUCGAAGAAAUGCGAUACAAAAACCGUAAAACUUCAAAAGAACCCGAUCGCACGUGCUGGCAAUUUUUUAAACAAGGUGGCAGCAUCGGCAAAGAAACAUGCUGAUAGAGGUAUAAAAUUGACGCAUAAAGUAGAUAAAACGCAAAAAUGUGACGAUCAAGCCAAGAAACGUAUCGAAAAAGCAGGGACAUGCUCGACGAAUGUUGGUACGGUUGAAAAAAAAUCCAAACAUCAACGAUUACUUAAUGGCCGUUACCUAAUCGACAAAAAAGAUACCAUCGGUGAAGGUCAUCACGGAAAAGUAUUAAGAGGUAUUGAUGUUCAAACCAAAAUGCGCGUUGCCGUCAAAUGUAGAAUGAUGGUUCGUAUGGAAGGAUUGUCACAUCUGGUUCCGCUUUUGGACCUUGUUGAAACAUCGAAGAAGGUUUAUUACAUUAUGCCUUUAGCGAACAAAGACUUGAGUGAUGUCAUCUAUCGACGUCGUAUGACUGAACAUUGUGCCCGUGAAUUGAUGAAACCUAUAUUUGAGGCAGUCAAGUCUUUGCACGAUUCGGGUUUUGUUCAUCGCGAUAUCAAACCUGAGAACAUCAUGUUGUACCAAGGUGGUUAUGCAAAGCUUGGUGACUUUGGCCUUUCAACCGAAUUCGGUUAUCAUUCCGGAUUACAAGUUGUAGGUACUCCAGCUUUUGCCGCUCCCGAAGUUCUCGGUCAAUUCCAUCGAACCGAUAAAUUAGCAUGGCUCAAUUACAAACGCGCUGAUUUAUGGUCGUUAGGCGCAACAUUAUACGUCUGUCUUGCUGGACGAUAUCCAUUCGAUGAUCAAAGGCCGAUAAGCGAACAAGCUACAACCGGAAUCCAAUUUCCAGAAAAACGUUUUAAACAUUAUUCAGCAGAUGCCAUCGAUCUUAUUCAAAAACUUAUGCUUGUCGACCCAUUGAAGCGAAUUUCAAUCGACGAUGCGUUGAAUCAUUCGUUCUUCACCAAUCCAUAA
This is a messenger RNA of Funneliformis geosporum, 1494 nucleotides long. The record is from the annotation of a GenBank genome assembly. NCBI's taxonomy places the organism in Eukaryota, Fungi, Glomeromycota, Glomeromycetes, Glomerales, Glomeraceae.